Messenger RNA from Oncorhynchus tshawytscha (Chinook salmon), 3637 nucleotides. Its product is annotated as probable ribonuclease ZC3H12C. Gene Ontology annotation, cellular component: cytoplasmic ribonucleoprotein granule; nucleus. Gene Ontology annotation, molecular function: mRNA binding; RNA endonuclease activity; metal ion binding. The record is from RefSeq and is a predicted model, not a curated record. NCBI's taxonomy places the organism in Eukaryota, Metazoa, Chordata, Actinopteri, Salmoniformes, Salmonidae.
AGCUGGGCUACGCAGAGGGGCUGGUGCUGGCCAAGCUGGGACCGUACACACUCAUCAAAAACAUACUGGGAGAGCUGGUCAAACUGGGCUGUAAAGGCAGAGACAAACCAACAGCUGACUGGGUCCACAGCUUCACAGCCCGCCCCCUCAUCCUCCUGCUCUUCCUCCUCUUCUACCUGUGGGUAUGUGGAGGCGCAGCAGGGGAGGUCAGACUCCCCCUAUCAGACAGACCUCCUCCUUGGGGACAAGGACAACCUGCGGCCCGUCGUCCUGGACGGUAGCAACGUGGCAAUGAGCCACGGCAAUAAGGAGGUGUUCUCUUGCUACGGCAUCCAGCUGGCUGUUGAUUGGUUCCUGGAGCGAGGUCACCGUGACAUCACUGUGUUUGUGCCGUCCUGGAAGAAAGAGCAGUCCCGCCCUGAUGCCCUCAUCACAGACCAGGAUAUCUUGCGUCGUCUGGAGAAGGACAAGAUCUUGGUGUUCACUCCGUCUUGUCUGGUCCACCGUUUCAUCGUCAAGCUGGCCUACAAGUCCGACGGCAUCAUCGUCUCCAACGACAACUACCGUGACCUGGCCUGUGAGAAGCCAGAGUGGAAGAAGUUAAUUGACGAGCGGCUGCUCAUGUACUCAUUUGUCAACGACAAGUUCAUGCCUCCUGAUGACCCUCUAGGUCGUCAUGGUCCCAGUCUGGAGAACUUCCUGAGGAGACGUCCCAUCAUGCCAGAGCACAAGAAGCAGCCCUGUCCUUACGGCAAGAGGUGCACUUACGGCCACAAGUGUAAGUACUACCACCCGGAGAGGAGUGCCCAGUGCCAAGACCUCUGCCACCUCCACUAGCGCCAGCCUGGCGAAGAGCCACAGCGUGCCCAACAAUGUAGCGAUGGGCACCAAGAGAGGUUCUGCCCCCAAAAGACAGUGUGACCCCAGCAUCCGGGCGCUGUCCUAUGGCGAGGCAGAGGACAAGCUGAGAAAUGCAACAGCCUCAGUAGUAGUAGUGGGAGUAGUUGUUGUAGUGGGAGUGUUACUCUUUCCCCUGUCCCUGGAGGACCCCCCUCUGCAACCCCCAGGAACAGCCACCGAGCCUGGGCAGGGACACACCCUACAUGACCCCCAUGCUGCCCCCCCACCCCGACCCCUACUCCUCCAGCUGUGACCCUCCAGAUCUGAGCUACUACUCAGUGACGCCGGCCCACUCUGGCCUAGCAGCACGGAGGAAUCCGGAGUCCCGCUUCCCACUGGACACCGACCUGCGUCUGCUGGGCUCGUCAGACUGUGGCGGCUGUGACUCGUACGGAGAGAAAGCCCCCUGUCUGUGCUGCCCAGGCCCUCUGCUGGACAAAUACAUCCACCAUCAACAGCAUCAGCACCAUCAACACAACCGCCUGUACUCUCAACACACACACACACACCUCUGCCCUCUAUGGCUAUCACCAGAACCUGGCACGGGGCCACAGCUUCCCCCUCGACGAGCCCCCUGACCCCCACCUGAAGCACCUUCUGUACCCCCUCCAGCACCAGGCUGUAGGCGCCCGCUCCAGCUGCCCUGGAGACUACCCCUCUGCGUCCCAGUCCGGCCCUUACCCUGCUGGCUCCCCUCUGGGCCGCUGCCUGGCCAACACGCGGCUGGAGACGCUGUCAGACUCCCGGCUGUACGAACGCUCCGCAUCGCCCCCCAGGAAAGCCUUCUCCUGGGAUCCCUACUGCAGCCAACCCCCUCAGUCCUACUGUGAGACCUACCAGAGUCUACCAGAGACCCACGAUGUAGGCUGGGGACACACAUCUCCAUGGGGACAAGACCACACACACUUAUCACCCAUCCCAUGCCCCUCAGCCAUCCUGCCCGUCCAUGCCCCCCCGCCACAUGCACCAGGAGCCCCCCGCCUUGAGCCGGUGCGGGGGAAGGUCUACCUCAACCUGUGUAACAUCUUCCCCUCUGAGCUGGUGGGCCGGGUUAUGGGGAGGAACCCCGAUGUGACAGACGCCCAGCAGCUCACUGCCUCCAUCCUGGCUGAGAAGUCCCAGUCCGGCUACUGAGUCCAGCUAGACUACUGCUCUCUCUCCCUAUUCAUAACAACAGUUAGUUGUAGUUUUGACAAUAUAAGGGUUUGAAUUUGUUUGACUGUACAUUUGUUUGUGGGUAACUUAGAUCAUGUGCAGGUGAGGAUGUGCAUUGAUUCACAAAUCACUUUUCCUCCACUGUUUAUCAAAUCUGAAACAUUUUUUAAAUCACUUUGGAAAUCUAAUCUGAGGGAUCUGAUUAUGCCUAAUCUUACUUCUAUGCUAUAUUUUUUUUACUCCAUUUGUAAAUAUUCACCCCCAAAUUGAUGACCAUUUAUCAACAGAAUAUUGGUUGUUGGGGAUAUGCAAAAUGUGUAUAUUUGUAUGUCUAAUUGAUUUGUUUUCUGUUUUUCAGUGCUGUGUGUUCUGUUUGUGCCUGUUGUUGUGAUAGUAGGUGGCUGAGUUAGUCUUCUCAGUUGAGAGAAUGUCUGGAAGUACCUUGCAGUAGUUGUAGAGACGGGCACGUUCGUCGACCUUGUCUUAGUUUUAGUAAGGGAUGUCUCUGGCCACUUGUUUUGGCUCCAAGCCUGCAGCUGCUACAGACACAGUAGACUCGAGCUCCAAUCCCAAGUCAAUUCUCUUUGGUUGUUUUCCCUGAAGACUUAUCCAAAGGGCUCCGAGCCCCUGGCUUGAUGUAGACAAUCUGUUACAGUUACCGGCACAAUCCCUGGUAGACAGAGAAAGCUUUUCUUUAUUGAUACAAUUUGUAUCGUUCAUUUAGGAUUAUAUACCUGUACAUAUGUCUGUAGGUGUUCAAACAAUUCAUGAAAAGUUGCUUAUAUAUAGCUGGUGCAUUUUGAAUAAUACUGUAUGAGAUAUUCCUGGCAACAUUUGAUUAUUUUUAGACAUGUUUAGGAAUAUUGGCUACCUCUGAGGUAUUCUGACUUUUUUGGGAUGGAGAAUAGUUUAGGCUGGGUUGAACCCAAGUGGCCAGCUAGGUGAAAUUAAAUGGGUAAACUGCUGCCUGAAAUAUGUAGUGGGUUGGUUAAAAAAAACAAUACAACCUUUUUAUUUUGUAACGAAGGACCUUCUCUCUGGCACUGUGUCAGUGAGGGCAAAAAAUCAUGCCUUUACAUGGCAUUGUGCUUAUGACACAUGAAAUACUCUGAACCAUGUUCAGCAAACUGUUAUGCAUGUUUUGGUAACACUUUCUUUUAAUAGUCUGUAAUAAACUAUUUUAAGGCAUUUAAAAAGUGUGUUCAUCUACUAAACAUUUGUAAUUUUUGCAGCCCCUAAUCUAAAGUGAGCGCUAUUUAUACUUUAUACAUAUUGAGUGACGUAAUUUCUCCCAAAAAGAUGGGCUUGACAUUGGUAGACAUUUCAGCAGUACUUGGUAACAGGAUAUUUAAGGAAAUAGUCUAUAUAUGAUAAAUGGUGUGUACUGUUUGUAAAUGCCUUAUGAAUGGUUUAUAAUCAACUUUAUUACGGACCCUUAAAGUGUUACCCAUGUUUUAUUCAAGUGUUUGUGUCUUUUCAAUCUUAUUGUAUCAGAUUUGUUUUGUUGAGCUUGAUUUAUCAGUUCUGUUGUAUUCUAUUAGCUUGACAACGCCAUGCCUAUUAAAUAUAGUAUUGGCUUUGU